UAACAUAAAGCACAAACUCAUUCUCUUUUCCCCACUUUCCCUCCUCCUCCUCCAACAGCAUCACGAGUAGCAGCAGCACAGCCGCAAAAAUGUCAUCAACAGAGUCCCUAAUCCUCCAACUCCACGAAAUCUCCGCUGUCAAAUUCGGCAACUUCAAGCUAAAAUCCGGUAUCUCUUCCCCUAUAUACAUAGACUUGCGCCUCAUAGUCUCCUACCCUUCCCUCCUCCGCCAAAUCUCCCACUCUCUCAUCUCUGCUCUCCCUCCCCAAACACCCUUUAACCUCAUAUGCGGCGUUCCUUACACCGCUCUCCCUAUAGCCACCUCCAUAUCUCUUGACACCUCCAUCCCCAUGCUCAUGCGCCGCAAAGAAGUCAAAGAUUAUGGCACUGCCAAGUCCAUCGAAGGUGUUUAUGACAAGGGUCAGGUUUGUUUGAUUGUAGAAGACCUUGUUACAUCCGGAGCAUCCGUUCUCGAAACAGCGACGCCUCUACGAGCUUUGGGAAUCAACGUGACCGACGCCGUCGUGGUUAUUGAUAGGGAACAAGGCGGAAGGGAGACGUUGGAAGAGAAUGGGAUUAAACUUCACGCGCUGUUUACCUUGACGGAGAUGGUGAAGGUUUUGAGAGCGAAAGGGAAAUUAGAGGAAGAGAUGGAACGCUUGGUUAUGAGGUUUUUGGAGGAGAAUAAGAAAGUGGCUGUGCCUAAGGUGGAGAAAGUGAGGAUUAAGAGUUUGGCGUUUGAAGAAAGGGCUAAGUUAGCUAAGAAUCCAACUGGGAAAAAGCUCUUUGAGGUUAUGGUUAAGAAAGAGAGUAAUCUUUGCUUGGCUGCCGAUGUUGGGACUGCUGUUGAGUUGCUUGAUAUUGCUGAGAAGGUUGGACCAGAAAUCUGUCUAUUGAAGACCCAUGUUGAUAUAUUGCCUGAUUUCACUCCAGAUUUUGGUUCUAAACUUCGUGCGAUUGCAGAAAGACAUAACUUUUUGAUCUUUGAAGACCGUAAGUUUGCAGACAUUGGUAACACAGUCACAAUGCAGUAUGAAGGAGGUAUCUUCCAUAUAUUGGAUUGGGCUGAUAUUGUUAAUGCACACAUAAUAUCUGGUCCUGGAAUUGUGGAUGGUCUCAAAUUGAAGGGUUUGCCUCGUGGUAGGGGCCUGUUGCUACUUGCUGAGAUGAGCUCUGCUGGUAACCUUGCCAAGGGAGACUACACAGCUGCUGCAGUAAAAAUUGCUGAUGAGCAUUCUGAUUUUGUCAUUGGUUUCAUCUCAGUCAAUCCAGCAUCAUGGCCUGGGGCACCAGUUAAUCCAGCAUUCAUUCAGGCAACUCCCGGAGUUCAAAUGGUUAAGGGUGGUGAUGCCCUAGGCCAGCAGUAUAACACUCCAUAUUCUGUCAUCUUUGAUAGGGGUAGUGACAUAAUAAUUGUGGGGCGUGGAAUCAUUAAGGCAGCAAACCCUGCAGAGGUAGCUCGUGAUUACCGCCUUCAAGGAUGGGAGGCAUACAUGGCUAAAUGCACUUAGAGGAUUCUUUUAUGGUUCAUCUGUUGCCUUAAACUUAUGCACUUCCUUGGUAACAUGAGUCAAAUUUUGUUUAAUCUAUGAUUUUGCAUGUUUGGCAUGUUAUAAUACGUAGGGGAGCCACAGCUUUUUGGGCUUGGACUACUCUUCAAUCCUUGUAAGCUGAGGCUAUACGUUUUCUUUGUUCGCCCGCUACGACUGUUGAGCCUGACAGGCCUUCAAUU
Molecule: messenger RNA, 1732 nt
Organism: Theobroma umbraticum
Lineage: Eukaryota; Viridiplantae; Streptophyta; Magnoliopsida; Malvales; Malvaceae
Product: uridine 5'-monophosphate synthase / UMP synthase (PYRE-F) (UMPS)
Biological process (GO): 'de novo' UMP biosynthetic process; 'de novo' pyrimidine nucleobase biosynthetic process
Molecular function (GO): orotate phosphoribosyltransferase activity; orotidine-5'-phosphate decarboxylase activity
Source: RefSeq, a predicted model, not a curated record